UAGCCCGCUCUCUCUCUCUCUCACACACACACACACACACACGCACACACACUGCGCCUCUGUCCUGGUGCGUGCGACCAGCGUGCCGGACUGGGAUACACGCUCAAGAGGAGAACUUUUUCUUUCUCCGCUGUCAUUAUUUUUGUUUAUUUUGGAGGUGGACACCCGGCAGGACGAGCGCGUUUUCUCUCCAGGAGCGCGCAGUGGCACACGCUGGAACAAAAACAGCUCAGUGCAGCGAGUGCAGCGCAGGCAGGUUUCCCUUUUAAAAGCAGCAGGAGAGGCAGGAGAGUUGCGGAGUCCGCGGGGAAGCGGUGUCGGCGCACGAGAAACACGGACACGGCCGGGAUACUGAGGCGAGAUCGGCGGCGGAACUUGGAUAUGGCGGGUGUGAAGACGUUCGACCUUCUCGUUGGAGUUGUUUUAGUUUUGCAGUGUGCGAGGAAUGCCCAAGCCGAGACCACAGCCAGUAACGGGGUCUCUUACACAUACGUGCAGGGGCAGGCAGGAGAUGAGGACACAGCAGAGGAUGUGAAGCUGUACAGUCACCGGUGGAGGAGAUGGCUUCCCCCGAAACCUCGUAACAUGGACAGUAACAGGGCCAGUCAGGAGCAGGACCAGGAUCCUGUGCAGGAGGAGCCCGAGGGCUUCCCAGGCCUGCUGUCUGCAGAGGACGCAGACAACACCUCCCAGAUAGAGGAGGAUACAGAUCAUGACUACUACACUUCAAAAACAUACAGCCCGUCGGAUCCGAUGAGUAAGGACUUGUGGGUAAAUAUCAACCAGAUGGAGAAGGACAAAGUGAAGAUUCAUGGGAUUCUGUCCAACACACACAGACAAGCAGCGAGAGUUAAUCUGUCCUUCGAUUUCCCUUUUUAUGGACAUUUCCUGCGUGAAAUCACCGUGGCGACUGGUGGUUUCAUCUACACUGGUGACGUGGUCCACCGAAUGCUAACAGCUACACAGUACAUCGCUCCUCUCAUGGCAAACUUUGACCCCAGUGUCUCCAGAAACUCCACCGUCAUCUACUUUGACAACGGUACUGCUCUGGUGGUGCAGUGGGACCAUGUCCACCUACAGGACAACUACAACCUGGGAAGCUUCACCUUCCAGGCAACGCUGCACAACACCGGCAGGAUUGUUUUUGCAUACAAAGAGAUCCCCGUCGAGGUGUCACAGAUCAGCUCUGUCAAUCACCCGGUGAAGGUGGGCCUGUCUGAUGCCUUUGUGGUGGUCCACAAGAUCCAACAGAUACCCAAUGUGAGGCGGAGGACCAUCUACGAGUACCACCGCGUGGAGCUGACGAAGACGAAGAUCACCAAUUCUACAGCUGUGGAAAUAAUGCCUUUACCCACCUGUCUCCAGUUCACCAGCUGUAGCGCAUGCAUCUCCUCACAGAUCAACUUCAACUGUAGCUGGUGCCAUCGGCUCAACAGGUGUUCUAGUGGCUUUGACCGCCAUCGGCAGGACUGGGUGGACAACAGCUGCCCAGAUGAGACUAAGGACAAGAUGUGUGACAUCAUCGACACCACAUAUCUCUACCCCUUCACCACCACGGUUGUUGCCAAAACAACAUCCAGGAACAAAGAAUCCACUGCGGACAGGGACACACCCUCCACCUCCCACCCUCCCACCAGCGUCCCCACUGAAGAUGAUACCAAGAUCGCCCUGCAUCUCCGAGACAACCAGGUGAUGCCUGCAGACAGUGCUGUAGACAGGAUGCCAGGUACACACCCUCUGCACAUUGGUCUGAUCCUCGGCAUCCUCCUGGUGAUGCUCAUCAUGGUCGCCGGUGUGCUGGUCACCGUGUACGUCUACCAUCACCCGACCUCCGCAGCCAGCCUCUUCCUUAUUGAGAGACGCCCAAGCAGGUGGCCAGCCAUGAAGUUUCGCCGGGGUUCGGGUCACCCGGCCUAUGCAGAGGUGGAGCCGGUGGGCCAGGAGAAGGAGGGCUUCAUCGAGUCCGAGCAGUGCUGAGUUAGGAGGGGGCGCCUGCAUCCCUGCAGCCCCCCUCCUGUACCUGCCCUCCUCCCUCCUGCUCCACAGGAACCUCUCACCAGGAACCUCCAGGAUCUGCUUAUCGGCAGAGGAGCUCAGUGUACACAAUGACUCGUUAAGACUGCGGAAUCGGCCCCUUGAGCGCGACAUGAGACUGGAUAGAGCAGCCAACGACAUGAGGAAGUGAGAAAACCCUGAAAACUGAUCCAAGACUUGAACCCAUUGUUCAGCUCCUGUUGCCAAGGAACUGAUCUAUUGGGGACAAAGGGAGGGGACAGCAUUGAUGUCAUCGACUCAGUCAGCAUUGGUAUAGUUUUGUACGGCUGCUAUCAUGUUGCCGUGGAGGGAUUGUACAGCCUGACUGCCUAGACUGGAUACUGGUGCGUCUGAGGGGCUGAAUUAUACAAUAUAUAUUUUCAGAAACAACAGAGUAUGUGAACAGAGAUUUUCACUUUAUUGUCGGUGGGGUUAUACUGUAUAGGCCUUUGUAUAUCCAUCAGGUUUUUACUUCUUUUUCUUUCAGUAUGUUGUUUUCACAGGGGUUGGCACAUUUAUCUGUAUAGACCGUUGGUAUUGCUCUUCAGUACCAUAGCAGGCUUGAUUGACUUUUCCACUGGCCGCUCUGCACAGAGUGGCUGCAGCUGUGCGUCGUGACGCGAGCUGAACUCCUGUCACUGCGAUUGAUCGCAGUUCAGAGAAAAAGCUCUGAACUUUCAGCUUUGCUGUUGAAUUAGUUUGUGACGUUUGGCUGGGUUCAUUUUCUGAAAAUGAGGUGUAAGAUGGUUUUUGUUCACUUUAUUUUUAAUGGGUGAUGGCCACACUGUUAUCCUUCUCAUUCUUUUGAUUGGUUCUUUGAUUGAUUCCUUACAUCAUUGAUACCAUUUUAUGUUUUGGGGGUUUUUUUUGUUUUGUUUUUUUGCCUUGCCAUUUUGUCCCUGACUAGAGUUUGCACAAUUUGUUUCCCAUGCACAUUUUAUUUGCUCAUUUGACAUGUGGUACUAAUGCAAAAUGACAAGACAGGCGCUUGUGAGUGUGUAUGCUGAAUAUAUUUUCUAAAGUGUAAGUGAUUCUGUGUGUGUGUAUAUUUGUGUGAAUGCAAAAGAGAGCAGUUUACAGUAGUGAUUGGAUAUUCACCUGCUUUAUGGGUGCAUAUGUUUGAGCUGGCUCUGCACAGUGAUUCUUAUUGAUUUGAAUCUGAGGUAUCUGGAUACAGUUUGUGUGAGCCAGAAAACACACUGGUAUGGUUGGAGUUUUCCUUUAUUUUACAGUGUGGUUUCCUUUUCCAGUAUAUGCCAGUACCAUUGGCUACUCUGUGUUUAUUGGCUCAUUCAUGUCAACACAUUAAUGUAUAUACCAAGGCCAAAACAUUUGCAGAUUCAGGUAACUCAUGGCAAACAUUUGUAGUAUAGCAGUAUAGUACAAAAAACUUUUUUUAUUUUUUAUGAGUGGCCUUUUUUUCUCUACUUUUUUACUUAAAUGUGAAUACUGUUCCAGUCAUAACUGUCACUGAUCAAUACACAAGGCUUCUAACUGAAAACAUCCAAACACUCAUUUCUACUGUUAGAUAUUACUUCAAGACAAAAUCAUGUUUUUACACCAAUGAUUGUAGACGCAUUUUAGAGACAUAAUCAAUAUCCUGGAAUUCUACUGAAAAAUAAAACGUGCAAUAUUACACCCAUUCAGUUUGACACUGAAAAUACAUUAAAAUAACAAUCAUCUGGAUUUUCUUAUUUCACACCUUGUCGUCAUCACAUUGAGACCAAAGACUAAUCAGCAUCUGAGUGAGCUAUAUCUCCAAGUAUGUACCUCAACCUGCCCACAGCCUCAGCAGCCAUACCACCUUCCUGAACAUACCAGUUUAGUUGUAGCUGAAGUGGUUAACUGGUUAGUAAACAGCCAUUUAUAAUAUAAAACUGCAAUACAACUGAUCUCUCUAAACCCCUCCCCCUAGUGGCGAUUGUACAAUCGUAGCUGAGCAACCGUAACUAGGCACAAUGUCAAAAUUUUGAUUUGUUGAAGGGUAACAUUACAUGGGACUGUAGUCAGAGAGAUACACACCAUUUAAAUGGUAGCCGGGUGGUGUCUCUUUAUUUAGCCUUUCCAAAGACAAAAAUACAGGAGCAACAGUGUAACGAAUGGAUUUAUCAGUGUAUUUAUCUGCCUUUUCAUAACCUGAAAACGUUGGCAUGUCCGGCUAACUAGCUUACUUCCUACAGUAGUAACCAGCCUACUUAUAAGGCCAAGAGGCGCGGUAUUAGGCUAAUGAUUCAAAACAAAGAUGGCACUUCGCCGACAACAUACUAGGAAAGAGUAGGAAACUUGGGAAACGGGUUAAAAAUCGUAUUUAUUGCACCAUAGACAUUUUUUAAAAUCCAUAUGGCUAUAUGAGUUUCGGAGGAUUCUGAUAAUACUGGUAAGUUAACGACCUGAUUUUUUUUGUUCAAACAUUGCACGUCUAUUAUCUGUUAGAGAAACCAUGUUUACUCUGUGGUGUUAUGCUAAUACAGGUGAGGCUCAAAAUUUGGCUAACAUCACCCGAGAUAGUGUUAUGUUCGGUUAAUCCUCAUCGUAAAAGUCUUUUCUCUCGUCACGUUAAAUAUGCCAAGCUAUUGGCAAGCUAAAUAAAAUGGUGUUUCUCCAUCACAACAGUUAGUUUGGCUCUAACUGGGACAAAUUUAGCUUUUAUUCAUUCAGUGUUAUAAAUAAGGUGUGUAUCCAUCAUGUGUACAUACAUAUUUAUGGCCACUUUUACAAGAUUCGUAUUUUAAAACACAUUUAAAAGUCAGACAGAGACAGUGUUUUCAACUAGCUAAUGAGGCGUUAUGCUAACGUUAGCUUCAUUAACUCGCUAGCUGCAGCUGACAAAGCCUGCCAGCCACAGCUGUCAUAUGGCUGCAAAUGAAAAACCAGAUUUUGAUUACCACUGCCUGAAGUCAAUGAUGUAUUGCUGAAGAAAUAACGUAAUUUCGAUGUUAAAUCUGCCACUUUAUCAUUGUGAACUGAACAGUUUAAAACGUAGUUAAGCGGCCUUAGCAACAGUAACUAUGGGGGCGGGGCUUAGCCGAGGACUGAUAUCGCUCAUGUGAACAGGAUGUAAACAUUUCAUCCUCUUAAUACACUCUCAUUAACACAUCUUGUCACCUACAUACCCAAAGAGUCAUGUGCAAAUACCAAAUUAUGGACUCACUGGCUGUUUAAAACCUUCACACAGACCCUUCUUUACAACUGCGCUGAGUUCUGCUGUGGUCUCAUUGGUGUCGACCAGAGAGUACAAACCUGCUUUUCAAACCCUCUUUUAUGACUCCUCAUAACUCCUCUUCACAACAGGAGAGACAGAGGGGGUUAAGUUUAACAGCCCAAUGGCUUUUUCAUGCGUACAGAUUUUUUUUUCCAUUACUGUUAGCUUGAUCCCUGUGCAGAAAUGCUCUUUGCAAGUGCUUGUGACAUCUGCUUGUUGUACACUGCCACCUGAAACUGCAAGUGUUUUUAUAACCACUGUUAAAUGCAGUCAGAGAAAAGGUGGCUGAUGCUAGGACUCGUUUGUCUUUAACAUGACCAGAAAAGCCGAAACACUUUGACGUUGUCUAGCAGCAAAGACUUCACUUGCUUCACUGGACUCGACUAAUCACUUUCACUCCCACUUUCUUUAACAGUGUUAUUUUAGAUGACAAAAAGCAGCAUAGUGGUGUUGUUGAGAUAGGUUCCUGCUGUGUUACAUUAUUUUUAUCUCUGACUUAUGGGUUGGAUUGAAAGAUGUUAAGUCAGAUGGAUUCAGCAACAUUUACCAGAGCUCAAUAUAAAGAAACAAGACCUGUGAACUUGUUCUUAUCUUAUCAUGACACUCCAUAGCACACAAUCGCGCAGUAUCAUAGCUGUCUGUAAUUUCUGUAACUGCUGUUGUUUUGAUUACAUUUGAAAUAAUAAACAAUGUUGUUAAA
This is a messenger RNA of Chelmon rostratus (copperband butterflyfish), 5936 nucleotides long. RefSeq names its product plexin domain containing 2b (gene plxdc2b). The coding region runs from base 382 to 1977 and encodes 531 amino acids. The transcript is spliced from 14 exons. The record is from RefSeq and is a predicted model, not a curated record. NCBI's taxonomy places the organism in Eukaryota, Metazoa, Chordata, Actinopteri, Chaetodontiformes, Chaetodontidae.